This is a messenger RNA of Nymphalis io (European peacock), 18344 nucleotides long. RefSeq lists its product as uncharacterized. The record is from RefSeq and is a predicted model, not a curated record. The transcript has 17 exons. The coding region runs from base 52 to 16542 and encodes 5496 amino acids. Lineage: Eukaryota; Metazoa; Arthropoda; Insecta; Lepidoptera; Nymphalidae.
AUUACGAAAACACAAGCGCAUAAAUGUCUCUCCGCGAUAUUUUCUUGAGAAAUGACUUCUACAAAUGACGGAAAAGACGUGAAAAGUAAUCAAACAAGUGGUCAGAACGGCAAGACAUAUUAUAUUGAACUUUACAAGUCACUCGAGGCGCGGUUAAGCGCCGAGUGCACAGGCGAGCAGCGCACGCGACUCGUCUGCGAGGCGUGGCGCCGCGUGCACAGCCUAUGUCAGCACUCGGCGCCCACCACGCACCCUCACCUGCUCGCCUGGCUUCAGCGGCACACUUCACACACUAUAUUACAGACUGAAUGGCAGUCACCCAAAAGCAAAGAUCAACAUGUUUGGCUGGAGGAAGCUCUCGACGCAUUCAUCGGGGAGUGUCAUGCGGCUAUCUCCACACGAGAUGGAGCCAGUCCAUCCUGGGAAAGCCAACUACUACACAGAGCCCAGUGGUUUAGAAAAGUCUUGUCAAAUCCCUGGGGUCAUCCAGUCCUCAAAGCUCUACUAGAUUCUAAAGGAAUUCAGCCAACAGACGAAGAAGUUCUAGGAUGGCUGAAAGAGGAGAGGGGCGUGAUGUUCGUGACGCGGCUCCGGCAGCUGGCCGCGUCCAAGUGCGACGACCUGGCGCUGCUGUUGGCCGCCGCCGUCAUGUUACGAGCGCGGAACUCCACCGGCGUAGUGUCGGACGUCGACCAAGUAGCCGACCAAAAAGAUCGAACAGAAGCGGCUCGAAGCGAGCCCACGUUCGUGGAUAUACUGCGUAAAGAAGCCGGAUUCACGGUGGACGUAUGGGAACUACUCACCGAUAUUGAAUUUGUACUUUUGCACAAGGGAGAGUCACGUUCGCGGUGCAUUGAAUUGGCUAAACAAACACCACUUCGCAACGGCUAUCAGCUGGUGGAACGUUUACACAGCCGGCUCGAAAUGUCGCCGCGAGACAAGAAAAUGUGGAAAAAUGCUAAAGAAGUUGCAACACUUAUUGCACAGGUGGUGAUCGCCCGCUGCAUGGUGGUCCCGACGUGCAGCGGCGCGGCGCGCGUGGCGCUGUACGGCUGCGCGCGCUCGCUGGCGCGGCUGCUGCCGGCCGACAAGCUGCCCCCGGCGGCCGCGGCGCUGGCGGCCCCCGCCGCCACCUCCAGGCACCUGCACACUCUGGCGACUGCCAUACAUGCGCAAUGUAAGGAUGAGAGAAAAUCAUUUGUAUGUGAAUUGUACGUUCGCGCCAUCACUGCUGGUAUGAAUGAAUUGGAGAGGCUCAAACUUAAGACUGAGAAGGAAGCUGAAGCUCGUUUGACAGAAGAAACUUUAUCAACAUGGUUCACACAACUUGGAUCGUUAUUAUCAGCAAGUUCCCGAUUGAGCUGCGAAUGCGUUCUUACAGCUUUCUCGGUUCAUCCUUCAUCAUUUAUGUAUGAAAGGGUCAAAUCGGCACCACCGCUCGCGCCAGUACUCAAGGAUAUUCAAGAACCAAGACCAGAUACUAACUCGGAGUUCGGAAGCUGGGCAACAGACAGUAGGACUCAGACGAAUUUGGUUAAGACAUCUGAAACUAUUAACUUAAAACAGACACAAAAACAGGCAAAUGUGUUGUCAACUGCUAUAUUUGCUGAGGGUGAAGCGCUUGGUCUUGGCGCGGAGCUUUGCCAAGAUCUCGCCGUUUUAAUCUCCGGACCCAGGGUUAAAACUUUAUCUUGGGAUAUGGACAGGGAAUCACUUCUUGACAAUUGUCGGACGUACAUGGAGCGUACGCAUGGAGGCACGCGUGCUCUGACAACCGAACUAAAGUACCUCAAUCUAGACCCACGCUCUUUCCAACACUUGCCGGAAGAAAUCGACGACGAGAACGACGCAUUCUACGGUAUUGAAAAAGGUUACGAGCACUUGGUAGAAUUGCAAGAACCAGAAGAGAUAUGGCAGGAUGCUAUAUCAGAUGAUCCAACCCAAACAGACAGUGAUCAUAGCAUAGAAGAGUUAUCGAAAGCAAUAAAUAGACGAAAGAAGAAAAGUAAACGACUGAAAUAUUCAACAGAUGAUGAAACUGACCCACUUAGUCUAGCCAGUGAUAUGAAUACGACCGCAAAGGAGAGACCUUAUAGCAAAGAAAGAAGUAAGGAAAAAAAAGAGAGAAUAGAUAAAAUUAAGAUCAAAGAAGAAUCAUCUAAAGAUAUUGAUCACAGAACAGAACUUGCUCAUAUAGUAUCACAAAAAACAAAGGACAUUCGAAAGAAAGAAAAGAAGAAAGAGAGAAAAGAACGUAAAAAGAAAGAAAAAACAGGUUUAUUAGAAUUUGAUACAAAACAACAGAAACCACCAAGUGGAUCUUUAUCAAGGCUUGUUGGUAUGAAAGUAGCCAGGGUACCAGAAGUAAAUGGACAAUCUAAGAGUGAUUUGGACAAUCAUAUUAACAAUAAUUUAUGUGUUACGGACAGUGACUACGAUAGCCAAGGAAAGUCGUCUAUUACAUCAAUAAAUUCCGAGGGCAAUGACCCUUAUGUGUUGUUUGAUGGGCUAUUUUCUAUGGACGAAAUUAAAUCCCCCGAAAAAUCAAUAACAAAAACAGAUAUGCUUAAAACAGACGAAUUAAGAGUAUCAAAUUGUGUUAAUACUCUUGGUGUCCGAAAAAUGUGCCAAGCGCCAAAUCAACAGCAACAACUAAAUUUUCAAUCAGUUAAGCCCAGUAUAAAGUCUGAUUCUACGUUUGCUGUUCAAAGCACUGCAAAAAAUGAUGUUAGAGAAGAAGUUAAGAAGAGUAUUAAAAAACUUAUAGAAUUUAGGCGACACAAAAGUAUAAAUGAAGGAAGUACAAAGCUACAGGUGCCUAAUCUUCAUCCAACAUUAAUGCCGGACUUGCCAACCUCAGACAAUGUGAUUGGUUCAAAUUCACCAAAAGUUUAUUUAAAUAGAGAUGAAGUAGAGCAGAUUAAUGCCCUGAAAGAUGAAGUGAACAUCAUUUUAAAGAAUUGCAGCAAUAAAGGAAAUUUAGUUCAGGAGUCAACAUUUGUUAAUGAAGUUAACAAGAAAAAUGAUAAAGUAUACAUUAACACUUGCGAUAAAACACAUGAAAAAGUUAUAAAUAGAGAUUCUGCACAAGCAUGUAGUACAUUAAUAAAAAGUUAUCAACAACCACUGAAUAAAACAAACAGUAAUCCUUCUGAUUUGCAGUUAGAAAAAACUGCAAAAAUCAAUUUGAUAAAGAGUAUCGAAACUCCUAGUCAAAUUCAAUACAGAGAGUUUCUUAAACAGAGAAGUUGCGGCGUCAUCAAAACAAAUCCACUAGUGAAAAAUGCAAGUGACACAUCAAGGCAAAAACAAUUUGCUAAUUUAGCCAAUAAACAGUAUCCUAAACAAAUAUGUAAGCCUAGACAAAAGUUAAGUAACACAAAUGUAUCUAUCAUUGAGAGUGUUCAACAAGAUUUCCCAAAACAAUCAACAAGUGAUGCGUCUAAAACAUUGCACAUUAAUACAGAUAUCGAAACUAAUCCUGUGGAAUCCUCGAUGAGUUGUCAAAGUAUGGCUAAUGCUAAUAUAUCGCCUACCCAGAAUCAAUUUCAAAGUUUCCUAAAAGAAUUGCAGGAAACAAUUAAUGCUGGAGCUUCAAAGGAGAAACCCGAUGCAAAAUUACUACCUGAUAAGACUAAUAGUCCUAAGCAAAAAAAAGUCGACAAAGCACCAAACACUUUUUCACGUCUUAGCUAUUUGCAUAAAAAUAAACAAAAUGAUAAUAAACAUAAAAUGGUACAUGACCAUACUAAACUUCUUAAAAAUAAGACUUCAGAAGAUAAACAAGACUUUGGUAUGAAUCUAGACAAAGUAAAUCAUUUACAAUCUAGAGGUGAAAUUGUUGUAUCCAGAGCUAAAGCUAAUAGUAAGUCAAACGAUAAUUCUAAGCUUGUUGUUCAAAAGGUACAAAAUUUCAAAUGCCUACCGUCGACAAAAAAUACUCCUUUAUGUCUUAAUAGGCAACAUCCAAUAAUAUCAAAUAUGUUAAAGUCGGAAAUUCGUUAUGGUUCAAAAAUAUUAAAUGAAGCUGAAAACAAAAGUUUUGAACAAAAAAAUAAUAUGACCCAAGUAGCUUCUCUAAAAGGCCAUCUAACAGAAAAUGAUCAGAAUGAUUUAAUAUCAUUAUUGAGACAGCAAUCUAAAAUGCAUCCGCUUAAGUUACAACAUAAGUCUGAUGAAGUUCAAAAAAAUCUUAUUAACUGUACUGAUACGACGCAUGUGAAUAAACAACCAAGUGUUAAGUCUAAUAACAAAGAUCUUCAACCUAAAGAUACUCAAAAUAUGAACAUAAAUGUUCCAAUUUUAGAAAAAUCCAACUCUACAUCAAAUUUAUCUUCAUCGAUAAAAGUUUCUAAUAACAAAUCUUUGAAUUCAGUUUCUGAACUAAAAAAGAUUCGCAACGUAAAAGGUUCCGGUAAAGGAUCAAUUUCAAAAAAUACACCUAAGAAUACUGACAAUCAAACAUCUGAUUGGGAAAGUGUCAUGAAUGCCCUUUUAGCUCACAAGACGCCAAGUAGGGGGCCAAAUGCUCUCGAUAUUGUACUUAAGAAAGAUUCGUUCGAAAAAAGAUCUCUACAAAAUGCGGAAAGUCAUAAUAAUAAAGCAGCUUGUUCUAGUAAUAAUAGCUUAAGAACGGUUAGUGACUAUAGCAACUCAAAACAGUGUCCAGUUAAAUCAAAAUUGACAUUGGCGAGCAGUGGGAAACCAGUACAAUUAGAAAUGACUCAUUCACCCUUUUCAAAACAAAAACAAGCUAAAAAAAUUAAUUGUCAAUCAAAUGACAAUAAAUUGGAUUUGAAAAGAAACAGUCCUUUAGUUUUUAAAGAAAAACAUUUGCCUGAUGUCAUUCAAAAUGCUAAUGACCCGUUUAUAUCAGGCAUACCGAAUUCUGAUUAUGAUUUAUUGGAAGAAUUAAUGGAUGAUGACUUGCGCAAGGAGAUUGGAGAACUAAUGUCAGAUGAGGAAGCCUAUAGCGCAUUAACACAAAGUCCUAAAACAAGAAAUGUUCUUAACACCAAAACUGCUAAUUCUUUUGUAAACAAAUAUCCGAAUCAUAAAGUUGAUACAGCCUCGAUCCGUAAGUCAGAAAGGGUUGAGUCUAGCCAAAAUUUGGACCUUGUAAUCAAUAAAAAUGUAUUUUUUCAAUCUAAACCGACGAAAGACUUGCCACCAAAAUGUAACAACCAAAUUAAGCCUAUGAGUCAAACGAAAUUAAAUACAGGUACUAUAACCAACGACAAUUCCAACAAAAAGCCACGAAUUAUUUCGAACGAAUUAAUUACUUCAACAAUGGUGAAACAACCUCCGAAUUCAAAAAUGUGCAAUAAUGUGCACUCCGUUAACGCAAUAUUUACAACUGAGAAGAUUAAUCUGAAGACAUCCAAUGUAGGUAAUCAAAAUAAAGGAAACAACUUACCAGCAACAAGUAUUUGCAAUAAAUCAAAAGUUGAAGAAGUAGCCAUCACAGACGUACAAAAAAAUAAUACUGAUAAUGUACUAAAUAGUCAAAAUCAAGCUUUGGACCCAACAAGAGUUAUUCUUACAGUACCUCAGAAAAGUGCAACACCUAAUGUGAUGGUGAUUGGCAGCGAUUUGAUUUACAACCCGUACUCCACGGUUCAAGUAGAACAGUUGAACAAAAAUUAUACAAACUUGAAUAGAAACGAUUACGUUACUGUGAAUAAGGCUCCAAAUGUAUCUCUAUUUACAACGCAGUUUGUGGCUCCCUGCGUUAAUCCUGUUAUUAUUGAUCAUUCUAUCUCUUUGCCAGUUAUACGCAGGGUUUCACCUAAUAUGGUAAUGAAUUUCAAUUCUAAUAUAUCUUUAAAUUCAUUUUGUCCUGAAUCAAACAAUUAUACUAUAAAACCCCACCAGGAAUUUUAUUUAAAUGCUGAAGAACCGAAGUCUAAUUGCAAUAACAAAAUUGAAAAUAACAUAAAAACUGCGAAAACAUGUCAAGAAAUACUUGAAGAUAAUAGAAGUCCGAUCAUUGUUCAAGAUAUUCAAGGGCGUUUAAUUUGUAACAUAUCAACGUCAAAAACCGAAUUGUCAAAUAAUAAUUUUAUAGCAAAUACGCCUAAGAACAUCCAUGUUGAAAAAAAUGAAAUAAACGAGUUGCAGCAACCAUUGCAGUAUAAUACAACUCUUGCUAUAAAUCAUGAUGUAAUAGAAACAAUAAAACCAUAUAAAGUUACACAAAAAGUUGAAAUGAAAAUAACAUCCGAAACACUAGAAAAUAAAUCUCUUAUGAGUUUAGACACUGAGUGUGGAAUUAAAAAUCCAAUAACAAGUCAAACAAUGGGAGACAAAAAAUGUGAAAAAGAGGAAGCAACAGAUCGAGAGAGAGUACAACUUAAACGAACGGUAAUAUUAAAUAGACAACUUUAUCAUCGUUGCUAUGAUAAACCAAUUGCUCUUUCUUAUGAAUCAAUUACACCAUCCAAAGAAGUUAUACAAUUGAAUGAAAAUUUACAUACAAAAAAUUAUGACAAAACAGAUUUCAACGAAAAACAAAAUAUUACUGUGCCAAUAGAAGAUGAAAAUCAAGAUGAAAAUUCAUGCCAAAAAUUGUCAGUAAAUGACAGUAAUAAUGUUUUAGUAUCGCCAAAUCGUCGUAUUUUGUUGCGAUCAUCAAAUGUUAUAAAGGAUGCGACGAUAUUGUCACCUACUGAAGUUCGGAUUGAAGAUAAAAAACCAAGAAGAAAGCUAAAAUGUCAGGCUUUAAUUAAAAAGCGAUCCGCUUUAAUUAAACCCGCUAUUAAUAAAACAACAAAAUUUAUAUCAAAUGAAAAAGAAAUAAAAAGCACAGCGAAUACAAAUGAAGGUAAUAUUGCGAAUAAAAAUGAAAAUAUUUCUGACCAAUCAAAUUGCACUUGCGUCGAUAUAGAAGAACAAAUAACAUCAGCUAUAAUUCCAAAUAUGCAUAAUAGGCAAACACCAAAUUUAAAACACACAGAAAAGAAUAGUGAGACGAUACAAAAUUAUUCAUUAUCUCAAAACACCACAGAGAAGUAUCCGCCCAGCUUUGGGUGGAAUGAUAUUCAUGAUAGACCUAAAAAAGAUGACAAUGUUUCAAAUUUAAAAGAGCAUGCCCAAAAUACCAGUAAAUCAGUAAAUCCUCUUGAAAAUGAGGAAGUAAAAACAUGUGAUGCGAAUACACCAAACGUAAAUGAUAAUAUAAUUAAUAUUAGUGACUUAAAGACCAAACUUUGCUCUGGUAUUUCUGGUGAAAAUUCAGAAAUACUGUCAUCAGUCAUUGAAGAAAAUGAUACAAUCGUAAAAGAUAAUUCUGAAAAAAUUGAUAAUAUUUGUAGCGAUGUCAAUCUAGAUGUUCAAAAACCGAUGACUAGUGAAAAUUGUACUGGAAUUCAGUCAGAAGCAUUGGAUAAAGAACAAAGCACAACAAUCUAUGAAAAUGUAUUGGAAUAUAAAGAUAAAGUGAUUUUUGAGGAAUUACCAAGCUGUAAUGAUGACCCCCUAAAGAAAUGUGUUCGAAUAAAACUUCCAAAUGGAAAUACUUUUAAAGCAACUAUAUCUGGUAAGUUGAGCGUUAACGUAGAUUCAAUAUUCGAAGACCCAAAAAUUAAAGCACUGCUAUGGCAAAAUAUAAAUAAUAAUUCAAAAUGUACUUUGAAUAUUAAACAAGUUGCGAUAAAAACACCACAUAAACCUCACAUAAUAACGACUAAAGUACAUGAUAUAUCGUAUAUCAAAAAACCUAUUGACAAUACAGAAACGAUUAAUUUAAUAAGUGACGACGAAGAUACUACUCAAACUUUUAAAACAGAAUUUGGAAAUUUUGAUAUUGCGAUUAUGGAUACGGAUAUGUUUAAUAAACAUCAAAGAAGGUUAUCCCAAAAAUGUGUUGUGGAAAUCGAAAGGCUUCCUUUUUUAACAAAAGCUAUAAACGAAUCUACGAAUGAAUUAGAAUCAAAAGUUACUGAAGCUAUUGAUGGCCUAACUGAAAAUGUAAAGAGUUGCACAUCUUCUACUACAUGUUUAAAAGAAAAAAUAUCGAAUUUAAUUGAAUUAGAUGAUUCCUCAAACGAGAGCAAGGCUAACAAUGUCCUAAAUACAGAUAAGGACAUAAACGAAAAUGUCGAUGAUUUAAAAAAAUCGCUACUUCAAGAUUUUUGUGUAGAAGAUAAAGAAAAAAAAAUUAAAGACGGCUGUGAAAAAGAAUUGUCCAUCGCAAAAUCACUGAAAAGACUUACCACAGAUUCUGAAAAUGAAGAAAUUAAAUCAAAAGAAUGUCUUUUAAAAAUAGAAAAAUGCGAUGAGCUUAUAGAAAAAAUGAAGAUCCAAAAGAAAAUGUGUUUUGUUAGUUUAGUUAGAUGCGACGACACUUUAAAAUACCUCGCAAAAAAAAUAGAUUUAUGCACCAAUAAAAACUUAGGGGAAAAAUCAGAAUUGUCACAAUAUUCUGUAGAUGAAAAUACGAUCAGCCUAGAAGAACAAUCUAAAAAAGAUUCGAUUUUGAAACGUAGUGAAUCAUUAUCAAUAUUAAGUGACUUUUCUGUAUCAAAUGAAAGCAAAAUCCAAGAAUCACAAUUGGUUGAAAACAAAAACUUAUUAGUGACCCCUACCUCCUAUGGACAAUCAUUAAGGAUAAGAAAAUGUGAUGCAUAUUGGUGUAUGACUAAAAAUGAUUUACAUUACUGUUAUAACAGUAAGAACUCAAAAACUAAAAAUGAGAAUGAUAAAAAAUAUGAUGAUGUUUCAACAGAUUGUGACAGUGAUAUUGAGACCUCUAUUUCAUUAAAUAUACCGUUUGUCAAAGAAACAAACAAUUAUAGCUCAAAUAAUAAAAAAUAUGAAGUGCCAACUCUUGUUCAGUUAACUGUUAAUUAUUUUGUCACUAACAGCAAUAUGAUUGAUAAUCUCCAACCAUAUGUAUGUUUAGCAAAUUUUGGUGACAAACCUGCAAAUUCAUCCCCUUUGAAAAGAAAAUCAACUGGUAUUGCAGACAAAGUAAAUCGCCACAAAGUUUGUAAAAUAGAAAAUAUUUCUCCCAAUCUAAUUUUUGAUGAGACUGAUAAAAAAGUUUUACCAAAAACUAGUAAUAAUACUCAAGAUAUUUUAUUAUGUAAUCAAAAUCUAGAAAAUAUUGAAAACAUUAAAGAUUUUGCGACAUGUAAUUUUGUUAAAUCAAAAGAAUCCCAACAGAUGAACUACUGUGAAUUUGAGAGUAUUAAGAAAAUAAAUGAAGAUAACAUAAUGGCUGACAGUAAAACGAUAAUUAAAAACGAAGAUUCGAUCAAAAUUAAAAAAGUUGUUAGUGGUCGUGAAGAAAUAAAGACUGCACAUAAAAAUAUUUCUAGAAAAAACUACGAAGAACUUCAGAAUAAAAAAAAUCUUGAUACUAAAAACUUAAAAAGUAUAGUGAACGAAAUUAAUGUUAAUACAUUUUUUAAAGAUGAACAAAGUGAAAUGCGUGAAUCAGAAACGAAUAUACCCGCAUCAAUUUUGAUAAAUGACAGUUUUGAUAAUAAGGAGAAGAAUUCUGAAACAAGAAAUGAAUAUUUAAACACUGAUUUUUUUAAUUGUGAUGAUAAAAUUGAAGUUAUAAUACCGUUAGAAGAGAUUGACGAUGAAAAUAUGCAGUCAUUACUCUUGAACACAACCGAUUCUAGGGAUAGCUGCUUAUAUUCAGAUAAACUUGUUGAGGAAACAGAAAAAAAUUUACAUCAAUUUGAAGUAAAAGAUAAACAAGAGGUUUUAAAUAUUAACCAUAAUAUGAAUGAUGAAGUUGGUAACAACAAAGAACCACAACCAAAAUGUACUGACAAAUAUGAUUCCAAAUCUUUAUUUUCUAAUGAAGCUUUAGAUGAAAACAUUAAUAAGAAUGAUAUCAUGAACUUAGGACACAUAGAAAAUUUAAAAAAGCAUUGUCGACAAGAUUAUUUACAAAACCAAAAUAACGAAAGUACAACUGAAGAAUGUGAAAAUAUAGAACUACAAAAUAAAAACGUUAAUAUUACAGAAGAAGUAAAAAGUAUUAUGGAUUCAUAUCAUAUGGCACACAAUAAAGUUUCAAGUGUCAGUUACUCUAAUCCAAGUGACUUAGAUACAAAAUCUUCAAAUGACAAUACCUUGCAACCAAAUGUAACACUUGUAUAUAAAGGCGAUUCUAGUGUUGUAUUAAAAGGUUCUAUUUAUGAGGAUCCUGUAGUUGGUACAUGUUAUGUGUUUCCUAUAUUAAAUAGAGCUUCGUACUCAGAUGAGAUGGACUAUAAUAAUAUAUGCGAUGAAAAAACGAUUAAUGUCAUACAAGCUUUAAAAAACAAAGUUUUUGAAGACAAAAAUAUUGAAAGCGACGAAAAAGAAAAUUCUAAUAAUUUUACUGUUGUUAUUCCCAAAGUAACGUACUCAAAACAAAGACUAAAAGAAGCCGAAGUAACAUUGAGUAAAAAAAAUUUAAAACGUAAAAGUGAUACAUGUGAUGUUAAGUUAAAUGAAAAAAGAUACCGAAAAAGCAAAAAUAUCGACUACCCAAAAAUCACAGUAACCGCUAUGGCAGAAUCAGCCUAUAGUAAAGAAUUUAAACGGCUCCUUAAUUAUUGCAGCUCUAUAAAAUUCUCAUUCUCGCAGCCGUUUCAUAAAGAGUAUAUAGAUGUAUCCAGUGUAUUAGAAUGUUGGCCUAUUAAAGGAACGGCUAUUAACACUUUUGACAAAACUGAUUAUGAUAAUGUUAUAUUCUCAGAAGAAAAUACAGACAAUAAAGAACCUUAUGAUCCUUUACAACAAACAUUAGCUGAGGAAAUAUCAUCAAAACAUAUGGAGCAUCAGUCGUCUUGCGAUCAAAUUAGUGAAAAUAAUUUUAGUAUGGGUUUUGGUGAGGGGUCCGGCAGAGUCAAAAAAAUUUCAGAAGAUGGAGAUAAUAAAUCAAAAUUUUCGGCUGCGACUCUGUCGGACGUAAAACAAUCUCAGCCGCUUUUGUUGUCCGAGGAUUAUGAGGACUACAGUAAAUGUAAAGUUGUAUGUAAGUCUAAUAUAGGACAGUCUGAAUAUGUAAAGCGUUAUUAUUCAUAUUUGCAAAUACGAGAUAAAGUACGAGCGUUUUUUAAAAAAACAACGUUAGAAUUAAAUUAUGAUGAUCAUAACGACAAUUUAAAAAAUAAAAAAUCCGCUUCUUAUGAAAAUCGGUUCCCAUAUGAUCUGAUUAGUCCGGAUUUUAUUGAACCUGCUUUGAUAAAAACUGUGGUACAGGUAGUGCAAGUAGGCCAAUUACCUGUAAGUGCAGCUGCUCAAAAUCCCAUAACAUGUGACCCGCGAGUUACUCAAGUAACAGAUGCCAGCCCCUCUCAGUGUUCAGCGGAAAACGGCUCUCACGAUGAUUCACAACCCACCAUCAAGACCGAAUAUACGGAAUUAACCACUGCAGAUCUAAGUUUACCUUUAGUGCAAGAAUAUGACCGACAUAUUAAAUCACAAGAAUCUUCAAAAAUGCUAGUUUGUAAUGAAAAUAUACCAGUACAAAUGGAAAUAAGCGAAGUAAAAAUCGAAGAAAUGCCUAUUAAAGAUGAACCACUUGAUUACAAUGAUAAUGAUGAUUUAAAUUCAUUAGUUAACAGACAUAUGAAUAAUGUGGACUAUUCAUAUAAUUCAAAUGACAACACUUCUUCAUCCGAAGAUCGAUCAAAUAUGAUAUUUGAAUCAUUGCAGAAACAAAAUUCUGAAUUCAUUGCUGAGCAGAAGCAACAAAAUGGUUCCACUGAAAAAUCAGAUCAAAUUGCUCACGCUAUGAAUGCUGCGGGCAUAACGACUACACCAGAAUUCACUACUGACUUAGUCGAUAUUCCAAACCCUCCUAUAUCUCCAAAAAUUGAGGCUCCAAGUCCCGUUCCGGAAUCACCCCAUUAUUCAAACUCUCCCAUAAACACAAUGGCGCUCCAGCAAGCGCUAGCACAAAUAUUACCUCCACCAUUGAGCCAAACUAAUACUGAAGAUAAUAUUCAGGCGGCCCCUAAUUCUUCUCCUGCUUCUCAAGUAUUACAUUUAGUGCAAGGCAAAAAUACUAAUGGGAACCAAAUGACUUUAGUAGAUAAUACACAGAAUUCUGUUAUUAAUAACUCUAAUACAUCUGUGUUACAUAUUGUUCAAAAUAAAGAAGUAAACACCAAUUCCACAUCGAAUGCAAACAACGUACAACAUUCAACAUCUUACGGUGGAAUGCCUUUAGCAGACUCAGGUCUUCAGCAAGGGAAUAAUCAGCUUCUUCACAUAGUAAAUACUGGUAACCAAAAGAAUCCUGGUACAGGCCAAUUGUUGAAAAGAGUUAAUCUUUUAACUAACGUAACUAAUAUGCAAGGAUGUAACGAACAAAAAAUGGUCCAAUUUUUAUGUAAAGCUGCAGAUGGCAAAUCUAUUCAUUUAAAUAAUCCACACCAAAGAAGCAUGGUAUUGAGACUACAACCGAUUGAUUCCUCAAGUAUUCAAGUAAACAAUAACAAAUCAGAAUGUCAAGACUCAAGUCCGUCGACUAAUAAUAAUAUUACAACAUCUAAUAAAGAAACUGUUAAUGCCCAGCAUGAAAUAAAGUCUCGCUCUGUGUAUGAAGAGAAUUAUGCAAAAUUUAUUCAGAAUUCUUCUAACAAAUCUAUUCCUGAAAAAUCAACCAGCUUGCCCAAAUUCAAUCAAGCGUUUGGCAAACAGGUAUAUCAAGACAAUACUCAAAAGUCAAAUGACAUAAAUUCAAGCGAUUCACAUUUAACGUCUGUGAACAUAAAUACAGAAACUUCAGAAUGUCAAUCUUCUGAUAAUAGUUUGAAUUUAGAUCACAUUGGACAAAUUAACAGCCCGCCUUUAUUACUGAGGAAGCCUGCUGCCCAAACAACUUCAACUCAACCUACAUUAAUGCAACAGAUAAAACAAACGAUUUCUCCUAUGAAUAUACAAACCAUGCAUGGUGGUGUAAUUUACACUCGACAAAUACCCGUUAACAUAGGUGGUGGGCAAACUAUUAACUUAAUAACAGUUCCUAGUACGGAACUAGUUGAUGAAACUAAUCAAAAACAACAUAAUGAUGGUAAGUAUCUUAAUCAAAAUGAAAUGGAAUCACCAAUUAUUAAAAUAGUGCCCCAAACUUCUAAUUCAGACGUUACUUCCGAUGAAAGCAUUAAUAACAACUCAUCUAACGAAAAUUCUCAAAAUGCGCCAACUCAGCAUCAGCCAGUUUUAACUCAAAUGCGCAUUAAAUUGCCAAUGCUAAGUAAAGCUCCUCAAAUGAUGUCUGGUACGAGAUUAGUACGUCCGUCUUUCUUUCAAAUACAGCGGAAUGUCAUUGGUGGAGCUAACCAACCUGUUUAUCAACAGUUGGUAUUAACGGCAGCGCCACCUCUUGGGCAACAUACUAUUCGUUUACCGCAAGCUCAAGCAACUAAACAUGUAAAAGUAACAUCUGAAAGUCAAUCUUCCCCGGAAUCUCAAAUGAGUUCAUCAACCCUUGAGCAGCUACGAGAAUUUGAUAUGGUUUUAGAACAAGUUAAAGAAAGAAGUACUGUUCAACCAAAUUCAAAUAUCAACAAUAGUUAUACUAAAUUAAAUACGCAAUCGUCUGAUACCGCUGAGAGCACAUCAAUAACUUCGACUGUUACGGAAUCUACGCAACAAGUUUUGUAUUCUAUUGGGUCUAAUCAAUCAGUAAAUGUGGCGUACGUAAGUAGGAAACCUAAUGUGACAACAUCCACACAAUCAGCAUUUGUUCGAUCACCAGAUUCAUCAGGCAUCAUUGAGUCUCCUUCUUCUUCGACAACACAUGUACAAAUUCCCCACACUGUUCCCAGCGAAUCAACGUCAGGUGAAGGUAGUAGUCAACCUGUUCAACAAAAAGCAGCAAAAGUAUCCUCGAAAUCCAAGUCAAGAUCGAGAUCAUCACAUCCACCAAAUUCCUUAAAGAUAAAUACUGUGCCUCCAAAACCGUCUACUCAAAAGCCUCUAGAAGAUGAACAGACUACGCAACGUAUACUGUACAUCUUAGCAGAAUAUAAGGAACAAGUUGAGAAUUCACCUGAUAAAGAUAAACCAGCACCACGUAGACGAAAUAAUCCGCCGACAAACCCUUCUGGAUCAUCAAAGCGUAAAAAGAGCUCCAGCAGCUCUCGGCGACCUGGUGCUCGCGAUAUUAGUCCAGUGCAUGGCGACGACACAUGUCGUACCAUGGGUUCAGAAGACAGUAGCUGUGGUACUUCACAAGGCGACUGCGCCGAGAGUUGUGUCGAGAGUCAUUCUCCUCAAGAUAGUCCACGAAAAGUUGUAAGGAAACUUACUUUUGAAAAUGAAACCCCUCGAGCCAGACCGCAGCCGCAACGUAAUGUUAUAGUCGCGGAUGGUCAAACAAUAACAGUCGCGAGAGGAACAGCUGGAAAACCUACAACAGCAGUUUUAAUGCCAGCUAAUUAUAUUUUGCCAGUUUCAAUGGUUAAGGGUGGUCAGCAAAUUGCUAUAGUGACAAAUCGUGGUCCAAAAUUAUUAACAGUCGCUGGAGAAGGAGGCACUACCAAUGCACUUUUAUUACAACGUCUUAUUGGACCAGCUGGUCUGAAGCCUGUACUAACACGCCCUGGAGUUCGCCACGUUCGUUUACCGGCAGCAGCUCUUCACAAUCUACACGCUUUCAAUCUGACUACAGCGACAACAGUUCAACCACCCGACAGUACAGCUUCACCAGCUCCAGCACCUACGCCACCUGAACCCAUAGAAACUAGAACUAACAGCUCCCCAUGGACUGAUCGUGAGUCUCAAGAUAUAAAACCAGAACGAGAAUCUAGUCCCGAAGGUUCAGAGCCGUGGAAUCUGUCAUCUUCGGCCGACCCACGUGAUUAUUCAUACGAAGAAACCGUGAGAACAGACAAUCUGGGCAGGACUGUGCUUGACGCGAUCCCAGAUCGAUACAGUCCCGAAAUGGAGGCGCAAAGGAUAUUUGAUAAGAUGUUCGACGUUGACUCGAAAAAAUCGUACAUCAUAGAUUCUCAAGACGAUUCGUCCCGUUGCGCAUACGAUAUUGAUGCGUCAGAUAGCGACGAUAAGGCCUACCACCAGGUGGUUCAGAGAAAAGAUGGUGGAGCACAUCGCCAGCAUCGGUUGACGCAUGUGUCUGCAGCGGCGCUGAGACAUAAAUAUGCAAUACUUGAACAUGAACUUCGGUUACAGGGUACAGCCUUUUUACAGAAAUCCUUAUCCGAAGAGUGCGAAGACCUCGGUGUAGACUCUCCAUCUGCAGCUGAACUCUUUCCGGAGGCGGAAUUGUUUUCAGGUUCGCCUGCGCACGAUGCCCAACAACAUUCACACACACCUCAACCAACAAUACUCAAUCAGAGUUGCAUACCUCAACCGGAUUUAGAAGAUCAAAUAGCCACCGAUCGGCUUCUACGACAAGAUGGUACAAAUGACCAGCAUGAUCUCGGCGUCACACUUGGGCUGGAUGAAGGCAUAGUGACGGUUAGUGAAGAUGGGAUGCAAGCCACAAUCACAUUAGAUCAGGAAGAAUUCGCUAGAUCUCAUCCGAAUACCACUUUCCAUAGCGAACCUACAGACGAAGGAGAGGUCCAACCGUUUACAAUAACUGGUCUCAAAGGACGGCACAUAACAUCGACCAUAUUCCACGCUGGAAGGGCACCAGCUACCGUGCUGGUAACAGCACCGCAAACCACGGUCAUAUCGCAAGCGACGCCCGACCACGUGAUACAUAAUAACGUGAAAUUCGCAAACAUCAACCAAAUAAUUAAUUCAUCACCAGCAGUGACGCACAGAAACCUCAACCUCGCCUCGGUGCUGGUCAAAGACGAGCGCCUCACAAGGUUCGACGGUAUACUCACAGAUUCGAGAGAACUGCAUCUAUCUAAUACAGCAUCAGCAAUCGUGCAUUCCACUGGUAACGCGACUCAAGUGAUCAGGCGAGUAUGUUACGAAGACGACAAAAGGGACUCGAGAUACUUAAUGGAUGAACCGGAACCUCUGAUCGCCGGUGAUGAUGCGAAAAUGAUAGCAGAAGACAGUUCACGAGAUGCAACUCUCGAAUCGAUAGCCGGCGAUGAUGAUAAUUCUCUCCCUGAACGACACGCUGAACUUUUCUGGGAAUCGAACUCCGCAUCCGAACGCUCGGACGGCAGGCGACCAUUAGACUUCAGCAGCGAUAGCGAAAAAUGUUGCAAAAGUCCAUCCUUCGACGAGGCCAACUCGACUGAUUCUAGCGGUAUCGGUACUCACGUUAGACUAGACUCCGUAAUAAAAGAUACUAGAGGGCUUGAAAGGAGCACUAGUGGAGAUGGUUCAUCCGCGGACGACAUGCAACCCCCAUUACGUACUUAUCCCGCCAAGCGGAUGUACCACGCGAUUGAUGGAGAAAUGGAAAGAAGCAUGUCCGGGAAAACUAGGGCCGGCGGUUUCACGGAAGAGAGGUCGGAAAACCUCGAAGUAAGACGGCGAGCAUCUGGGCGGGGAGUAGUGAAGCGAGGCUGCCACUGCUGCAAUGGCUCCCCGGUUCCUCCUAGACCAAAAAAACAAAGACAGAGAAAACCAACCAUGGACUUUACUUCCAAUUAAAGACGUAUAGUGAUUAAUUGACUUAAUAAGCUAAGCGGGGAUCUCGUCCUUAAAAGUUUCCGCGCCAGACUGAAUGCGGUUUUUCUUGACAAGGUUUCACUUAAGUGUAUAAUAAUAAGUUGUUAAAAUUGUUUUGUAAAUAACAAUAAACAGAUAGCUUUCGUUCAGAUACUACGAGUACUUUUUUUUGUUAAAAUUAUUAUAAGUUUAAAGGGUUCCUUUAAGAUGUUAUCAUUUUUAGAUAUAACUAAAAACUGACACCGAUUAGUUCAAAUCUUUUUUUUUUAUUUCAACUUAAUAUUUCAUAUUUUUUUAUCGAUAUAUAUUAUUUUUAAAGAUAUUCUGUUUGUUAAAUUUCAUGUAAUAUAUAAUAACUUAUACAUAUUAUAUUGAUAAUAUAUUGAUUGUAAAAAAAAUAAUUGUAUUACAUAGGUUACCUCUAUAUAGGUUAAGCGUUUCCGUUUAGUUAAUACAGGCCAUACUCAAUUGUGAAUUUGUCUCUUAGUGUUUUAGGUGUAUGGAAAAAUCUAUAAAAUAGCCCUUCUUUAUAAAGCUAGACUGAUGUUGACAUGUUUUUUUUUAGCGUAUUAGCGCUAUUUAAAUUUGAUGCCGAUAUUUUAUAGUUUUAUUUUCUAUACUGUACUAUAUUAGUAGAUUUAAUUGAUAUAGCAACUUCCAUGGGAAAUGCACAAAUUGAACGUCGACGAGACGGUGAGCUUUAACUUUGGCGGUUUAUUUUUCGAUGUUUAGUUAUUCGAUAACAUACGGUGCCAAUACUGGUCGAACCGUGCUUGAAUUUACAUACGCAAAGGGCGUUAAUAUAUCGCUGUAUUUAAAAGAAGAUAUAGUAGAAUUGUAUUAAGUUAGUGUGAAUUUAUAUUAUCCAAUUUUUAAGGGUGUAAAUAUUUUUUGUCCCCAAAUAUUGUUCCGGGGACCAUCUAGUCACUAUCGUACCGUUAUAGAAUAUCGUAUGUUUAGAUUGAAUGCGGUAUCGGUCUUUCCGAUUUUCGGCUUAAAGCCAAUUAAACUUCAGUAUUUAGCCGCUUGUAUAUAAAUUCGAAUGGAUGUGGGUAGUUACAUAAUAACCCCUGUUUUUGACGUCAGAACUUUUUUUCGUGGUACUAAAUACCACGAGCAAUUUGUAAAUAUUGAUGGUAUGAUGAUUAGUGAAUUUAGUGAUCGUCGGUCGUUAUCUAACGGUCUUAUUAUAGUGAAACGUAACAUAUGUUUUGUGCGCUCGUAAUCGAGCCGAAUUCAGUGUAAACCAUAGUUCAGGAUGUUACUUCAAGUAGUCGUAAGAUAGUGUUGUUAGGUAAAGUUCAUAGUACGUGUAUAUGAGCCUUUAGCCCGACCUUCAAAUGAGUUUGAUAUUUUUGAAUGGAUAACAUCAAGACAGACUACGCUUUCGAAGUCAGACUAAAGGCGAAUAGUGUCCAAAUAUCGGGACGUCUUUUUCCGCAAGUUUUUUGGAACCUUUAAUAUAUUUUUUUCUCUAAAAAGACAGUUUUUCUGCCAUUUCUAAAAAUAAGAUUCGAAUUUUUUAUAUAAUCCGGUAAGUUGUUAUUGUUCGAUAUUGUAGGUCGAUUUACCUUCGAUAUUACUAUCAGACUACUACAGUAUUGGAUAUGUGUUUUGUUAUUUUUCAACUAGGCGUUAAAAAUGUAUUAGCUGUAAAUGAAAACUUGAUAAUGUUUAGGAAGUUUUGUCAUUAUUAUUUUUUUAAUUUAUCCAUUGUGUUUUUGUGAUUAUGUAAACAUUAUUUUUAAAAGUGCUACACAAAAAUGAUCAUUAAAACUUAUCUA